AAAUCAGCGUCAAAUGCGUGCAAAUCCUGCGGGGCUGAGUUGAUAGCGCUCGAGGAAGAGCCCCGUGAUGUGGUUUUUGGUGUGGGGGAGGAUAGCGAGCUACCAGCCAGAUAAACACUCCGCGUUGGUUUGCACAGCGGGAGUAACAUGGCGGCACAGUUAGCCAGCAGAAAUGUUGUUUCACUACCGCGAAGGUCAGAGCGGCGUCUGAAAAACGGGAUUUAACGGGCGAGGAGGCGGCGGAAAAGUAUUAUAUCCAGGGAGGCGUGGAGGAUGCUUAAAGGUUUCCCGGCAGCGAUGGCCUGAGGGACUCUCUGGACUGAAACCAAGACGCUGAUAUGCAUUGAGGAUGAGUGGAGUCGGUGAAAACCCAUCUGACCCUGCCAGGGCAGAGUCACGAAAACGCAAAGAAUGUUCUGCCGAACUUCUGGGACCCAGUCCAAAACGGAGCAACGAGAAGCGCAACCGCGAGCACGAGAACAAAUACAUCGAGGAGCUUGCCGAGCUGAUCUUUGCCAACUUCAACGACAUCGAUAACUUCAACGUCAAGCCCGACAAAUGUGCAAUCCUGAAGGAAACUGUGAAGCAGAUCAGACAAAUAAAGGAGCAAGAAAAGGCGGCGGCGGCGAACGAGGAGGAGGUUCAGAAGGCUGACGUCUCGUCAACGGGCCAGAGUGUGAUUGACAAAGAUGCCUUGGGACCGAUGAUGCUGGAGGCCCUGGACGGCUUCUUCUUCGUGGUGAACAUGGAGGGCAACAUCGUGUUUGUGUCUGAAAAUGUGACCCAGUACCUGCGCUACAACCAGGAGGAGCUAAUGAACACCAGUGUCUACAGCGUGCUGCACGUCGGGGAUCACGCCGAGUUCAUCAAGAACCUGCUGCCCAAAUCCCUCGUGAACGGCGUCCCGUGGUCCAGCGAGGGUCCAAGGAGGAACAGUCACACGUUCAACUGCCGGAUGCUGGUCAACCCCCACGGCGACAACCAGGACGAGCUGCACGAGCCUCAGCAGCAGAAAUACGAGACCAUGCAGUGCUUCGCCGUUUCUGAGCCCAAGUCCAUCAAGGAGGAGGGAGACGACUUUCAGUCGUGCCUGAUCUGCGUGGCUCGCAGGGUGCCGAUGAAGGAGAGACCCAUGCAUCCCACGCACGAGAGCUUCACCACACGCCAAGACCUACAAGGCAAGAUAACGUCCCUGGAUACCAGUCUGCUUCGGGCGUCCAUGAAGCCGGGCUGGGAGGAUCUGGUGAGGCGCUGCAUCCAGAGGUUCCACCUACAGAACGACGGGGAGAUGUCUUUCGCCAAGAGACAUCAGCAGGAAGUGCUCCGCCAUGGCCAGGCAUUCAGCCCCAUCUACCGGUUCUCCCUCUCGGACGGAACCAUCGUCUCGGCCCACACUAAGAGCAAGCUUGUGCGCUCGCCCGCCACCAACGAACCCCAGCUCUACAUGUCCCUGCACAUUCUCCAGAGAGAGCAGACGGUAUGUGGAAUGGGCCAGGACAUGGGCCCCGGCAGUCAGGCCACAGGGAUGGCCCCCAAACCGAUGAACUCCUCCACUCCCUCCAUGACUCCUCCGACCCCGGGCAGUUUGCCCGGUUCAGGGCCCCAGGGCCAAGACACUACCAUCAGCGGCAACAGCACGCCCUUUUCCCCUCAAGGCCCUGCCGGUCCCAGAGAACCAGCAGCCAUGGGGGGUCAUAUGCAGGGGUACCGUUUUGGCUGUCCCCCACCGCAUAUCCACACCGGGGGCAUGCAACCCCCACAGCAGGGCCCCAACUGGAGGAUGAACAGCCCGUCUCGCGCCAGCCCCAGCCCGGCCGGAGGGCCGCAUCCUCCCCAACAGAACUCUAUGCUGUCGCCCAGGCACCGAGGCAGUCCAGGGGGGGCGGGCAGCCCUCGUGUGGCGGGAGGCCUCCACUCACCCUCCCCGGUGGGGAUGUGCGGUGGAGGCCCCGGAGGUGCGUGUGGCAGCGGCGCGGCUAGCACCCACGCUAACAGCUACACAAGCAGUUCUCUGUCAGCUCUGCAGGCCCUGAGUGAGUGUCACGGCGUGGGACACGGGGCCCCUCACGCACACGCACUAGGGUCUCCUGACCGAAAGAUCGGCUCCCCAGUCGGGGUCACGCAAGGGUCAGGGGUGAACACUCUUCUGAUGUCAAAACUCGGGGGAGGCGGCGGUACCGGCGGCGGCGCAGCAGACUCGUUCAGACCCCACGCCGAGGUCGGUCAGGGCCAGACGGAGAGUAACCUAGCUGAGCCCAAGGAGGAGCGAGAGGGGCCCCCUGAGGGCCACGACUCUCACAGUCGUCUUCACGACAACAAGGGCCACACCAAGCUACUGCAACUGCUCACCACUAAGCCGGAGCCUCUGGAGACGCCCCUGUCGCCCAGCGCUGGAGGUGAGGGCAAGGACCAGGCGGGGGCCGGGGUCCGGGGCGUGCUGGCCGGAGUGAACACUCACGCCACGUCCCUCAAGGACAAACACAAGAUCCUCCACCAACUGCUCCAGAACAGUACUUCUCCAGUCGACCUGGCCAAACUCACUGCGGAGGCCACGGGCAAAGAGCUGGGCCAAGACCCGACCCAAGGCGCCGGGGGUCCGGCUUCCGGGGCCGAGCUUUCUCUCAAGCAGGAGCCGUUGAGCCCGAAAAAGAAGGACAACGCCCUGCUGCGCUACCUACUGGACAAAGACGACACUGGACUGAAGGACAAGGUUCCAAAGCUAGAGCCUGGGGAGGUGAAGGUCGAAGGGGGCAAACACCCUCUUGUCAAGACUGAGAAACAGGACACGGGAUACGACCGGGCCGAACAGUCGUCGGAGCUGGACGACAUCCUGAACGAUCUGCAGAAUGCUCAGCCGCAGCUCUUCUGUGAGCCGCGGCCCGUUUCGUUGCCCAGUCCCAUGGACAAGCAGAACAUCAUCAACGACAUCCUGCAGAUGUCCGAGACCAAUCCCGCCAUGGCGGCGCAGCAGCAGCAUCAGCACAGGGGCAUCGGGACUGGCAUGGGCCCAACGAACUUUGCAGGGGUCCGACCGGGCCAGCCGAGCCGAGGUCUGCCCGUGAGAAGCGUGUCCCUGGACAUGAACGUGUCCCCCCAGCAGCCCUCAUUACAGUACCCCAUAAGGGCCACAAGCCCGUACACUCUGAUGCAGCAGCAACAACAGCACGGCAUGGUGGGAAGUCACGGCAUGAUGGCUAACCAGGCCGGUAUGGUCAGCCCAGGAAUGAUGGCUCAGGGAGGUCCGCGGCCGGGCAUGCAGCAGCAGCAGCAGCAGCAGGAGGGCUGGGUGGGUUCGGCAUCCGCGUCGCCUCUGGGAGCGUCCGGCCCCGGACAGCAAGGUCCCAUGCAAGGCAGGAUGGGGCCUAACGGGGCUCCCAUGAGACCCAACGGCCAGCUGGGGGCCCGGCCGAUGCUGCAGUCCCCCAUGAUGGCCGGAGCCCAAUCCGAUAUGGACAUCGGUAUGGUCAGCCACCAUUUCACCCAGCAACAGGCGCCACCCAACCAGACGGCCCCGUGGCCAGACAGCAUGAUGCCCAUCGACAAGACGGCUUUCGUGAACCAGACCAGGCCGGUGCACUCGGCGCAGCAGGACGAGUUGCUGUGUGGCACGGGCCACAGCUCUGGGGACGGCGGCGCCGUGGACGAGGGGGCCUUGAUGUCCCAGCUGUACACUGCACUGAAAGAUUUUGAUGGCCUGGAGGAGAUCGAUCGUGCUUUGGGGAUUCCUGCUCUGGUAGAACAGAAUCAAUCAAUGGAGCCGGACCAGUUCCCUCAGGACCCCUCCAUGAUAAUAGACCAAAAGCCCCCCAUGUACACCCAGCAAUUUGUUCCCCCCCCCUCCCACAUGGCCCAGAGGGGCUACCCCGGGGCCCCCAUGCAAGAACCAGGCUUCCACCCCAUGUCUGGCCAGAUGGGCCCGCGGCCGGGUUACCCCAUGAUGAGGAUGCAGGCCCGGCCCGGUCUCCGGCCCUCUGGGGUCGUCCCCAACCAGCCCAACGCACUACGACUGCAGCUCCAGCACCGCCUGCAGUCCCAGCAGAACCGUCAGCCAAUGAUGAGUCAGAUGAGUGGUGUGUCAAAUGUGAACCUACCUCUUAGAGCCAGUGCUCCAAACCAGGGCACCAUCAAUGCCCAGAUGUUGGCGCAGCGUCAGCGGGAGCUACUCAGUAAUCACCUGAGGCAGAGGCAGCAGCAGCAGCAGGUCCAGCAGCAGAGGAGCAUGGCCAUGAGGGCGCAGGGUCUCAGCCUGCCUCCCAACAUGGCCGCCGGAGGCAUGAGUAACCCCCGGAUCCCCCAGGCCAACCCUCAGCAGUUCCCCUACCCGCCCAGCUACGGUAUGAGCCAACAGGCGGACGGAGGCUUCGGGGGUCCGGGCGCACCACAGAGCCCCCUGCUUUCUCCUCGCAUGGCCCACACGCAGUCCCCCAUGAUGCAGCAGAGCCAAGGAAACGCUGCUUUCCAGGGCUCCUCAGACAUGAACGGCUGGCCACAAGGCAACGGCAUGUUCCCACAGCAGCAGGCGUCGCCGCAGUUCCCCCAGCAGAGCAACAGCAACAUGUACAACGGGAACGCCAUGAACCUCAACAACGUCAACAUGGCCACCAGCAGCAUGGGCCAGAUGGCCGGCCAGAUGAGUGUCACGUCCAUGGCCUCGGGGCCCUCGCCCAGCCUGCCCUCCAUGGGCCAAGAACAGAAAUACUGUUGACCCCCGUGGAGUCCUGAACCUCACUGAUCAGCCGGAGCAAGGAGCGCGUCGGCCCUUUAAGAAAAAAUUGUACAAACGUGUAACCAACCGACUGCCCCCUUGAAACCAGCCCGGCAGGGGCCCACGAACCUUUUCUCCCAGAGCCCCGCGUUCUGCCGUCUGUCCCAGCCGACCCCGACCCCACCACCCCACCACCCCACCACCCCUCGCCCCCCGGGAAAGAGGCCGGCCCCCCACGAACAGACAAGGGAGAGAGCGGAGCAGUUCCGGGGUAAGGCUGGUGGAUGCCCGAUGCUCCUGGAGGGGGGAGGGCCUUCGUGAUGAGCCAGGUCUGUCUGCCUGUCCAGCUGCAUUCACCGUAGUGUGACUUACUGUAGGCCUCCCGCUGGGGGACACCAACCUGGACGGGGGCCGGGGGGAGGGCAGCGAUGGUUGGGAUCCCUUGUUCUGAUGAUGAAUGUAUUCCUCCCAGUGGACAGCGGCCAUUUACAAUCUCAUCUCAAAAAAAUGACGUUCACCGAUUCUUCUUUUGUGACCUUUCUUUCUCACACAUUUGUGACAUUUCCACCUGGUUCCGAAGUGGCAGCAAAGACUCCAACGUUAUGUUCAAAUUCAUGCACGGAGCUCAAAAACUUGCCGGUUUUGCCUUUUUGCUGUUCUUUAUUUUAUUAUUAUUUUAGUUUUUGUUGGGGGUUUUUCGUAUUGUUGUGAGAAUUAAGAUGUAGAAUGAAGAAAUGGUUUAAAAAGAAGAAAAAAAAACACUGCAGAAGAAUGGUUUGAGUGGAAUGAUGAUUUGUAUGAUUAGACUAAUUUAGUCAAGAGGUUUAUAUAGUGUAUUAAAUUAAGUUUUAUUUUUCUGUAUAGAUUCAUUUUAAUUAUUAUAGAUGAUUGUUUAUCCAAGUAGCAACGAGAAAAAAAGAUUUCUAAAAGUGAAAGACACUUUUUUUAUAAUUUUAACAGUAAUGGUUGUAUUCUUUCUGAGAAUAUUCUUCUAUUGGAUUAUACUUUUGGUCCUUUUUAGUUUCAGAAGAUGAUCUCCAAAUCAUAUGUGGUUUAAAAAUGAAUUUCAGAGAUUGUACAUACCAAUAAGUAAAACCUUGUCUUUCCUAUUUAUUUUAUUCCUUCGGGUUUGGUUCCCCCGUCUGGUCACAACUGCCUCUCGAAGCAGGGAUGGUUUUUUUCUUUUUUUGGGGGGGGGGGGAGUGGAGCGGAAGGCUUUACAAUCUGACUUUCUGGUACGAUGCAGACGGGUGAAGGGGUCGUUGUCGGGUUAUUAAAGGGGGGGGGGGGGGGUGCUGUGUAUACAGUGUACAGAUUAUUGCUUGCUUCUCUGCCUUUAGCAUAGAAAACCAGAAAAAUAGAAUAAGAAAAAAAAAAAACAUACAAGUUCAACACAGCCAUACAACAACUAUAAAAAAAUAACAAGUGUGCUUUCUAUGUCGUCUGGAGUGGAAAAUGCUUCAUACAAGCUGCUAGGUGCAAACUGUUCCGGUGUGAUGUAAACAAGCAAUAACAAUUACUUGAGAAUCUCUUGGGUUUUUUUUUUUUUUGGUCUUUUUUUUGUAAUUUUUGUACAGUUUCCUGAAUAAAAAGGACACUUUUUUGCUCCAAGUUUGGAUGCAGUAUUAAACACAGUUUUUUAUUGCAGUUUGUACCAGGAAAGUCCACAUCCAUCCACACGCAGCGUUCCUAACAAUAGAUUAUGCAGCAUUGGCUGAGGCCUGCAGAGGGAGGUCGUUUUGUGAUUCCCCUUGUUGACCCUCUCCGCCUCCAGCCGCUCCUCUGUCGCAGAGGUCAGAGUUGAGACCGCUCAGUCCAUGAGACCUGCUCUGACGGACAUUUAGCCAUAUUUAAUGACCUCAGGCACUUGGAUCCACGAUAAAGUGUUCAGCGAUGACUUGGCUGCUCUUGUGCCCCUGUUCAGGGGGGUUUCGGUUUGACCGUCACAAGAUUUAAAAGCAAGUCAUCUUCUCUAACCUCAAAAGUACAUUUUCCUCAACAACAACAACAACAAAAAAAAAGCAUUUUUAUAACUUUUAACCCAGGACAAACUUGGAGCAAGCCAAAUAUUUCUCACCUUUUUCAAUUGGAUUUCUGAAUUCUACCAGCUUUUACUUUCACGGUUGUGACGACCUGUUGGUCGGCGCGCUUCGUGGUCCACUCAAAACAAAAAAGAAUUUUAAGAUGAUGUCACUUAACGGGGUCCUGAUGUAGACGUUGCAGCAUAGAAACGGGAAGAGUAUCAUUGUGAAUGUAUCGUCGUGGAAGGCCUAAGGAUGUGACUGGUGGCGUUCCAGAUGUGCGCUGCUCGUCUCGGCGUUUAGCUUAAGGACGUUGCCGUGUUGUUGCUUCUUUUUGCUCCUCAUGUAAAAGGAAAUUGGAAGCUGUAAGCCAACUUCGCGACAGGCGUCUGCGUUAAUGUUGCGGUUGUCAUCACUGCAGAUGUUCUGCAGUUGUCUUUGUUUGGGCCCAAUAGAGAUUUUUUUCUUUUGUUGAUAAACGCUGUUUUGAUUGUAUCAUUCAGUUGUGCAGAACAAGCCUUUUUGAGCCAUUUUCAAUGAUUCACAGCCCUCUGCAAAUUUCCAAAGAUUGUCAAGAUUUUGAAAAGAUUUAAAGCCAUGUGGUAGCAAUGCAUUUUUUAGCAUUUAUAAUGAGGACAGGAGCAAAUACAUGAAUUUGCCCACUACAAAUAUCCAGGCUUUUGACCCACUAAACAAAAAACUAUUUUUUUUUCCUUAACUUUAAACUUUAAAUGCCCUUUUGUAUUGUCUGCCAAUUUCUUAGAGCUAAGAUGCAACCUUGAAAUGCUAAAAACCCUAGCAUAAUGCCUUAGAUUUUGUCUGUUUUCCUUCUUGUACAUUACACCGCUGUCUGUAUAAAUUUGUGUAAUGACUUGUGUACAAUAUUGAAUGAGUGCAUCAUCUCUCAAGGCUUCUCAGUUUGCUGGAGACUCUGUCCCAGUUGAACUGUCCCUCACCAUCGUUCUGUGUUGGGUUGAAGAUGCUGUUAUUUCAUUUCCCUCCCUCACUGUUUGUAUGGAAAUGAUGAUGCAUAGGGAUGUUGAAGCAAUAUGUAAUAUACUACAUGGACUUUCUGAGGAAAGCUUAGCGUUGUUUUCCCCCUGCCCAGAUAUAUUUUUUUCUGCAUUUUUCACAGGAAUCACACUGUAUACCUGCAUUCACCUUUGAACCCCGUGUGUGUGCGUGUGCGUGCGUGCGUGCGUGCGUGCGUGUGUGUGUGUGUGUGAGCAUUUUAUGCAAAAUUAGAUAUACAAGAGAAGUUAAAACCACAGUUAUGCAAGUUGUGAACUAAUAUGGCUUCGCUGAUGCUAUUUGCCUUGUAAAUAAAGAAUUCUGUUAUUGCAGUAUUUAA
Pungitius pungitius (ninespine stickleback) is the source of this 8077-nucleotide messenger RNA. RefSeq names its product nuclear receptor coactivator 2 (gene ncoa2). Gene Ontology annotation, cellular component: nucleus. The record is from RefSeq and is a predicted model, not a curated record. Gene Ontology annotation, biological process: cellular response to hormone stimulus; positive regulation of transcription by RNA polymerase II. NCBI's taxonomy places the organism in Eukaryota, Metazoa, Chordata, Actinopteri, Perciformes, Gasterosteidae. Gene Ontology annotation, molecular function: nuclear receptor binding; protein dimerization activity.